GAGAAGCUAGGGUUUUAGGAAGUGCAGCCCGACAACAGUUCCUGUAGGGUUGAAGAGAAGGGGGAAAAAUGAAGACAAUACUCUCAUCUGAGACCAUGGACAUCCCCGAUGGGGUUAAGAUCAAGAUUAACGCCAAGGUUAUAGAGGUGGAGGGUCCUCGUGGAAAGCUCACUCGCAACUUCAAGCAUUUGAACCUUGAUUUCCAUCUCAUUAAGGACGAGGAUACUGGAAAACGCAAACUCAAGAUAGAAGCCUGGUUCGGUUCCAGGAAAACCAGCGCCUCCAUCCGUACCGCCCUCAGCCAUGUUGAGAAUCUUAUAACCGGUGUUACCAAGGGUUACCGCUACAAGAUGCGAUUUGUGUAUGCUCACUUUCCUAUUAACGCCUCCAUCACCAACUCCAAUACAGCCAUUGAGAUUCGUAACUUUCUUGGCGAGAAGAGGGUCAGGAAGGUAGAUAUGCUUGAGGGUGUAACUGUUGUUCGGUCUGACAAAGUUAAGGAUGAGCUUGUAUUGGAUGGCAAUGAUAUUGAACUGGUGUCACGGUCAGCUGCCUUGAUAAACCAGAAAUGCCAUGUUAAGAACAAAGAUAUAAGGAAAUUCCUUGAUGGUAUCUAUGUGAGCGAGAAAGGGACCGUCGUUGAGGAAGAGUAGUCAUAUUUACAAUCAUUUUCUCUGGUUAUGGUUAUUUUUCUGUUUUGCGUGAUCAUUAACUUUGGAGAUGUAUGAUUUUGGGUUAGUUUACUUGGAACUGAUACACCUUUUGCUUCAAUUGGUGUGUCCAGAGAAUUUUAAAGAAAUUAUUGGGUAUUUGAAAAUUUCUAUGCAUCUUGUUCCUUUUUUUACAA
Manihot esculenta (cassava) is the source of this 847-nucleotide messenger RNA. Its product is annotated as 60S ribosomal protein L9. Gene Ontology annotation, cellular component: ribosome; cytosolic large ribosomal subunit. Gene Ontology annotation, molecular function: structural constituent of ribosome; rRNA binding. Gene Ontology annotation, biological process: cytoplasmic translation. Lineage: Eukaryota; Viridiplantae; Streptophyta; Magnoliopsida; Malpighiales; Euphorbiaceae. The record is from RefSeq and is a predicted model, not a curated record. The transcript has 3 exons. Bases 69 to 653 code for a protein of 194 amino acids.